Molecule: messenger RNA, 1924 nt
Organism: Prunus mume (Japanese apricot)
Lineage: Eukaryota; Viridiplantae; Streptophyta; Magnoliopsida; Rosales; Rosaceae
Product: 5'-3' exonuclease family protein
Molecular function (GO): metal ion binding; protein binding; 5'-flap endonuclease activity
Source: RefSeq, a predicted model, not a curated record
CUCACUUCGCCAUUUGCUCCUCUUCCCGCCGUUUUCUCUUAACAUUAAGCUCUUCGUUUCUUCAUUUCUUACAAAGCAAAAAUUUAUUAUUAUUUAAAAAAAAAAAAAAAAACCUGAGGACCCAGAAAAUCUAAAAAUAGAAAAAGGAAAAACCCUAAACCCAGAGGUGAAGGAGCAACAACCAAAUGGGUAUCAAAGAUCUUCUCAGAUUCAUGAAACCUUAUAUUGCACCCAUUCAUAUCAAUAAAUAUGCCGGCAAGCGCGUGGGUAUCGACGCCUAUUCAUGGCUUCACAAAGGAGCAUAUUCAUGUAGUUUGGAGCUUUGUAUGAAUUCAAAUAGCGAAAGGAAAUUGAAAUACAUAGAUUAUUUUAUGCACCGAAUAAACCUGCUGCGUCACCAUAAGAUAACCCCAGUAGUCGUCUUUGAUGGUGGCAAUGUACCAUGUAAGGCUGCCACUGCAGAAGAGCGCCACAGGAGAAGAAAGACUAAUCAUGAUUUGGCAAUGGCAAAAUUUAAGGAAGGGGAUAUUAGAGCGGCCACUGAGCUCUUCCAGAGGGCAGUGAGUGUAACUCCAUCUAUGGCACAUCAACUAAUACAGAUUCUGAGAUCAGAGAAUAUUGAAUUUGUAGUGGCUCCAUAUGAGGCUGAUGCACAGCUAGCAUUCCUGUCCAAUCUCGAAGCAGAGAGGGGUGGAAUUGCUGCAGUGAUUACAGAGGAUAGUGAUCUAGUGGCAUAUGGUUGCCAAGCUGUUGUCUUUAAGAUGGACCAAUAUGGUAACGGUGAAGAGAUGGUGCUGGAGAAUGUUUUUAAUCCAGUGGGCCGUACACCUUCCUUCCAAAAUUUUGAUCAGGAAUUAUUCACAGGCAUGUGUGUCUUGGCCGGCUGUGAUUUCCUUCCAUCAGUUCAUGGAAUUGGGAUUGCAAAAGCUUAUGCCUUGGUUUCUAAGUAUCGUAACUUAGAUCGUGCUCUAUCAGUUUUGAAAUCGCAGAAGGGCAAUCAAAUGCCUGAACAUUACCCCAAAUGUUUCAAAGAAGCAGUUGCAGGUUUUCAGCAUGCUCAAAUAUUUGAUGCCGAAAAGAAAAAGGUGAAACAUAUGAAAGCCAUUCCAGAAAAGCUUGUGCAUUCUCUAGAUGGAGAACUCGAUUUCCUUGGACCAGAAAUGCCUCCAUCAGUAGCUACUGCAAUUGCUGAAGGAAACUUGGACCCCAUAAAUAUGAAGGCCUUUGAUCAUUUCCCAGCUUCUAGACAUCAUCAAGAACCUAUUAAGAGCCAAAAUAUUGGUCAAAUUCAGAGACCUGAGACUGCUGUGAUAUCUGCAGAAGAUAGCUGUUUUGUAAGCUUUCCCUCCCAUAAAAGCCGAGGGAAAGAUAGUACAGGGCCUACAGAAAGGCAGAAUCCUGUUUCAAAUGAAAAGAAGUAUUUGAAUGAAUCUGCAGCACUUGCAAAGCUAAUUGUGCCAUCGACAAAUAAUGAAACAGUGGAGACCACAAUAGCACCCAACACCAUCCCGUUGAAGGUUCGCCACAACAAUCCUUUCAAGAAACGGAAAGAUGAUGUUCACUCAGAUCAAAUAGGGAGCAAAACUAAACAAGUUUCAAAUGCAGCUGAGGUGGAAAUUUCGGACACCUCGAAUGUCUCUCCCAGUAACAUCAAACCUAAAGUUGUUAACAAUGUUCCUUCCAGAAAAAGGAAAAAUGAUAUUAUCUUAGAGCAUGUAGAAAGCAUUGGCGAAGAGGUUUCAGUGGUGACAGAGAUAGAGUCUUCAGACAUAUUGUGUGUAACUCCAGAGUCCCAGGAAAGUGUAAACUCUAAGCUUCCCAAGGCAAAAAGGGUGGUGAAAAAUGAGAAGUUGAAGAGAAGCAGCCUCAAGAGUUCAGGGAAUAAAAAUAGUAGUAUCUUGAAUUUCUUUUCUCGUGUAUGAUU